Physella acuta is the source of this 2332-nucleotide messenger RNA. RefSeq lists its product as uncharacterized. NCBI's taxonomy places the organism in Eukaryota, Metazoa, Mollusca, Gastropoda, Physidae. Gene Ontology annotation, molecular function: GTP binding. The record is from RefSeq and is a predicted model, not a curated record.
CUUAAUAUAACUAUCAAAUUAUUGCAUACAGUAACAUUAUUAAUCAAAACCCAAUAUUGGUUAUUACGUGCAAUGUCUAUUGCAGAGGUUGCUGUAUCGCUCUUAAAGACACUGAAAGAGAAUGUAUACAAAAAACAUUCUGUUGAUGAUCGUACUAGCAUCGAACCUAGCCUUAACUACAGCUAGUUUAAGCUCCAAGAUGGUUGUCGAAGAGUACGAAACAGUUGUUCUAAAACACACAAUCGACCUGACUUCUAGUUCAGAAUACUCGUUGGUGUUUAAGAAAGAUGGACAGAUCUUGAUUGAAUAUGUCAUACCGACUCUGGACAGUGUUAAUGUACAUGGAUACAAAUGGCUGCAUCCAAUGCUGGAUAAAGUCAACAACAGCCUUGUGUUAACUGCAACGUUAACAAAUGUGACAAGUUUGGCGCAGGGUGUGUGGGUCCUAGAGUCUCACAUGAAUCCUUGGAGUGAAAAGCGUGAAUACUUCAGCCUGUCCUUACAAGUUUACGAAAAGCCAAAAGGUCUGAAAUGCUAUUCAGACUGGUCUGAGCAAUGUAUGACAAUGAACUGUAGCUUUCAGACAGCAAUGUCUCCUGACAAAAUAUUUCAGGUAACCUUGACCUUGGGAAACAGGCGUGAAUCACACAGGGGUCUGCAGUCCGACCCCAUCACGUGACCAGGACUUGUACACAACGGUAUGUCUGGCACAGUUCCCCACCGUAGACCUCCCGCACGGCAACCACACGCUGAACGUCUACGUCCUGCCCAGUGGGAGCUCAGAGACUGAACUAGUACACAACACCCGUAUCCAGAUCCCUCUUGUUAUAGAAGUUCCGGCGGUUAAAGUAACGGACUGUUCUGAAAUCUCAGCACCUGAUGAGUCGGUGAUCAACUGCACGUGCGAGAGGCUGGACGCCAGCAACAUCACCACGGAGAUCACGUGGCACAUCAACAACGUGACUGCGAACAGCCAAUCAGCGCUGAUCAUCCAGAAUCAAGAUGGCCGAUCAUCAACCAUAUCGAUGACUACAAAUGGCGAAUCGACAGAAAUUUCUUGCCUAGCAACGAAUGCUUUCAGUUGGCAGAGUAAAGUAGCCUCGGCCACACCCGAACGAAAAGUUAAGAUAACACAAAGAAAAGAGGAGCCAGAUACAAAUAUUAUAUCAAUUAUAAUUCUAAUCGUCAUUGCUGCGAUGAUUAUAAUAAGCCUACUCGUAUGCUGGAAGACUGGUUUGAAUAAAAAACUACUCUGCAGUUCACAGACACGUGUUGAAGGACCUGGAUGUCAAGAAAGUAUAGCGUUACGAAGCAAAGAACUGGAUAAGUUAUGCGUGCUUACCCUAGGCAGACUGGGGUCUGGAAAAAGCGCUACCUGUAACCUAAUUCUUGGUCGCCCUCGAUUUAAAGAAAGUGCCAACACCACUCCCAAGACGACCAAAUUCAAAAGUGCCACUACACAAGUGCAGGGCAGAGAACUCACUUUAUUCGAUAACCCGGGCUUAUCAUUCAAAGAUAGUUACGGAAAAAAAUUAUUGGAGUUUAUGCACGAAGCACUUUACGCACUUUCUUUACUUUUACAUCGAGAAAACCCCAAUGGUUUCAACGCGUUGAUCUACGUUUUUAAAUACGCCUCUAAAUUUAACCCAGAUGAUAAGACCUUGCUAGCCUUUCAAGAGACAAUGGAGACUGAUUUCCUGAGAAAAUAUGGCAUUGUUGUGGUGACCAACAUACACAAAUUAGAUACAGAUGAGUAUAAGAGUGUUAAAGAGUGGUGCGAUGGUCAGACUGGUGGGUUUAAGGAGUUAGUGGAAGCGUGCCAGAAUAGGGUUGUGUUUGUCAACAAUAAAGAAAAGGACGCAGAUGAACGUGAAAGAAUGAGGAACAAGAUAAUUGAAAUGAUUAUUGAAAUAAGCAAGUCCCAUGCCCCUUUUAACAGAGAUGCAACACAGAGCACUAUAUCCAUGCAUGUUAGAAACAUGUUCAGACAUAUCUACAAAUAUUUUUCCCGAUAAACUUUUAUCUACUUUAAAAUAGUUUAGCUGUCUCUAUUCUGCUUUUAUUUUUUACCAUAUAUUAUAUAUCCUCACUACCAACCACACACACACACACACCACCAGCAUCAACAACACACCCGCACUACACACACCCCUACUAUCAACCACACCCACCCACCAUCAACGAUAGACCGAAAUGCUUACUCUUACACCAGCAUCCCCCACCGUAUUUUGUCUCUCAAAGAUGAGAAGCUAUAUGGGCUGUUAUUGGUUUCUCUAACAAGUUAACCAAGCCUUGACUCUCAUUGGCUGAACUUUGCUGGUGUGGUCCUUGC